AUGUUGGGAUCCCUUCUGGAAUCCCUACAGAUUGAUGUGGCCUUCCUACAAGAGACCCACUUCGGAAGCUGCUACGAAGCAAGGAGUUUCGAGCAGCGAAUCUCAGUCAAAGGUUAUUUUAGCUUCGGCAGCACUCGUGCCAGAGGUGCUGCGAUUGUUUUCAGGAACACUUUUCGUGGUCAAGUAGCCAGACACUGCUUUGACUACGAGGGAAGAGUGGUGUCCGUCGAUGUAUCCGUAAAUGGAAAAGACAUCCGACUUGUGUCCGUAUACGCCCCGACGGACCAUCAAGAGCGCAACGAGUUCUUCAGAGGCCUUGACCCCUAUCUAAUGGGCAAAAGAGACAUUCUGGUCGGAGGGGACUUCAAUUGUGUCCUGGAUGACGUACGCGAUAGGGUCGGAGGUACUCCGAGACACCAACCCUGGAAAGCAAAGGAGUUACGCCGUCUGCUGAGGGCCACCAACUUGACGGACGCCUGGAACCAGUUACACGGUGUUACGCCUGGGUUCACCUUUUGCUUCCGUGAACGCCAAGUCAGGCUGGACCGGUUUUACGUGACACAGACUGUAUCUCCCAUUCUCGUCGACUGUGCUGUGGUACAAGUCGGCACAUCGGCCAACUUCUUUUCCGACCAUCGGGCUCUAGUGUUGGAAACCCGCGACCAGCAGGGCUUUGGCCUACAACCUACGCCGUGGCGUCUAAACCUGUCCUUGUUGGAGGAAGAACGUGGGUAA
Ornithodoros turicata is the source of this 735-nucleotide messenger RNA. RefSeq lists its product as uncharacterized. Lineage: Eukaryota; Metazoa; Arthropoda; Arachnida; Ixodida; Argasidae. The transcript has a single exon. The record is from RefSeq and is a predicted model, not a curated record. Bases 1 to 735 code for a protein of 244 amino acids. Gene Ontology annotation, cellular component: nucleus. Gene Ontology annotation, biological process: base-excision repair. Gene Ontology annotation, molecular function: DNA-(apurinic or apyrimidinic site) endonuclease activity; double-stranded DNA 3'-5' DNA exonuclease activity; phosphoric diester hydrolase activity.